AUGGCAGAGGAUCGUUCGAUAAGGGCUCGCUUGAAUCGAAGGACUGGAGCCCGAGCUUCAUGUGUUGUCAUUCCGGCUGGGGAUGCAACCAUGGAGAUUACCCUAGCAUUCAUCAACAUGAUCAUCAACGAGUAUACUUUCUAUGGGGCUAGCAGUGAGGAUCCUCAUGAACAUCUUCGUCGGUUCGUGAGCAUAUGCGAUACCAUGAAGAGCCCAAAUGUGUCUGAUGAUGCAAUCCGCCUACGGAUGUUCUCAUUCUCUCUAUUAGGGAAUGCAUCACACUGGUUUCAGAACUUAACACCACGUUCCAUCACGACAUGGGCUCAGCUUGAGAAGGUCUUUUUGGAUAAGUACUUCCCACCUGCCUUGACAAUGAAGAGGCAAGAAGAGAUUGUUACCUUUAAGAAGGCUGAUGAUGAGAGUCUAACUAAGGCAUGGGAGAGCUACAAGGGGCUGUUGAUGAGAUGUCCAAGUCAUGAUCUUGAAGAUUGGAACGUGAUCAUUAUUUUCUUCAAUGGAAUUAGAAGGGAGUUCUGGGGUGCCCUUAAUAACGCUUCACGAAAUGGUUUCACAAGCAUGGAGGCACCAGCAGCAUAUGAUCUAGUAGAGAAGAUAUGUUGA
Molecule: messenger RNA, 621 nt
Organism: Linum trigynum
Lineage: Eukaryota; Viridiplantae; Streptophyta; Magnoliopsida; Malpighiales; Linaceae
Source: the annotation of a GenBank genome assembly